Rubroshorea leprosula is the source of this 1785-nucleotide messenger RNA. The record is from the annotation of a GenBank genome assembly. Lineage: Eukaryota; Viridiplantae; Streptophyta; Magnoliopsida; Malvales; Dipterocarpaceae.
AAAAAUGUCUUUUCAGAAGUCAAAGAAUCUGUUUUUGGCCUUUUGCGAAUAUAUGCAUCACGCUACCCAGUCAGGUGCGGUUGCCACUAGCGAAGUUGCAGUGUCUCAGAGAUCUACAGAGGAAGAGGAAAAAUGGCGAAGAAGGCGGCAUUGGGAUGGAUGGAAUGGUUGAGAGGCUGGAUUCACAUCAUAUACGAGAUGCUGUUCCAGAGGAUAAUGGCCAGUAAUCUCGAGAAUCCUUUGCCUUUGCCUCCGGUCGACGACCUCACCUGCAUUGUCACCGGCUCCACCAGUGGCAUCGGCCGCGAAAUUGCCAGGCAAUUGGCGGAAGCAGGAGCACAUGUUGUUAUGGCAGUUAGGAAUACAAAAGCAGCUAAUGAGUUAAUCCAAAAGUGGCAGAAUGAAAGGCCUGAAGGUGGCCUCCCUCUCAAUGUUGAGGUGAUGGAACUUGAUCUUCUCUCCUUGGAUUCUGUAGCGAGAUUUGCUGAAGCAUGGAAUGCACGUUCAGCACCUUUGAAUGUUCUUAUUAAUAAUGCAGGCAUAUUUUCAAUAGGAGAACCACAAAAGUUUUCUAAGGAUGGGUAUGAAGAACACAUGCAAGUAAAUCAUUUGGCUCCUGCAUUGCUUUCAGUGUUGCUUUUGCCAUCCCUUCUUAGAGGAUCCCCUAGUCGAAUCAUUAACGUGAAUUCCAUUAUGCAUUAUCUUGGCUUUGUCAAUCCAGAGGACAUGAAUGUUAACUCUGGGAAGAGAAAAUAUACAAGCUUGGUGGGAUACUCAGGCAGCAAGCUUGCACAGGUUAUGUUUAGUAGUGUCCUCCACAAGCGGCUGCCUGCUGAAGCUGGCAUUUUUGUUCUGUGUGUAUCACCUGGAGUUGUCCAGACAAAUGUGGCAAGAGAUCUUCCCAAAACUGUUCAAGCUGUAUAUCGUCUAAUACCUUAUUUUAUCUUUAGUCCUCAAGAAGGUUCUAGAAGUUCUCUCUUCGCAGCAACUGAUCCCCAGAUUUCAGAGUACUGUGAAUGGUUGAAAGCAGAUGAGUGGCCUGUUUGUGCAUUCAUUUCUCAAGAUUGUCGCCCAGCAAAUCCUUCUGAAGAAGCUCAUAGUAUUGAAACUCAAUACGAAGUGUGGGAGAAAACAUUGGAGAUGAUUGGCGUUCCUUCAGAUGCUGUGGAGAAACUCAUAGAAGGUGAGGAAGUCAAAUGCCGAUAUGGAGCUCAACAUGAAUAGCUCUCAUUUCCCAAAGAAGAGGGAAAAACUUGCUUUUACACUGAAGUCUAUUCAGUCAUCUUAAACAAUGAGAAAGCACCUCCAAUUCCCAGUCCCUUGAUUUUGCUUCCUACUAAAAGGGAAAUUUUACAUCAACUGGAAGAGGUUUUAGGGGCAAUUUUCGGUUUCAUGGGCCAGUGGUAGUAUUAUUUUAUGUUCCCACUUUACUGACAAUUAUAGUUUAGUUCAUUGAAACCAAAGCUACAUAUUGGCAUUGAGCUGUUCCUAAUUUGUAAGAUUGUUGCCAUAGAUUGCUGUCUUAAUAGAAUUCAUCAUUGAGGACGUGCUACCAUGAUGAACUUGAGAUGGUUGUUUAUUUUUUUACGCACUCAAUGGUUAAUGCUGCUGCUGCUGCUGAUGAUGAUGAUAUAAUCAUUCAUUGGUAUUAUCUCAAUUAUUGGCUUAUAAUUCUUGUGAAAUUUACAAAAUAUGAAAGUUAAUUUGAUCAUAUUGUAAUUUAUCUUUAGAGAGAGAUUGAUACACACUCUUGUAAAACAAGAUUAAUGAACGUCUCUAAGUUCA